This is a messenger RNA of Rubroshorea leprosula, 2057 nucleotides long. The record is from the annotation of a GenBank genome assembly. NCBI's taxonomy places the organism in Eukaryota, Viridiplantae, Streptophyta, Magnoliopsida, Malvales, Dipterocarpaceae.
UCAACCUCCACACUCAGAUCUCCUUCCAAACCGGAAACCCCAAUCCAGAAAUCAAAGCUUUUCGCAUUCAGAGAAGUUAAUUUCUGCAUCAUUGUUUUUGGGUACUGAAGGAAAUGGAGGAUAACAAGAGCCCAUCAACUCAGAAGGAAGAUAAGGACGGAGUAUCUCUGACAAAACAAGUACAAGAAGAGAAGGGAGAACCCCAGAAAGAUCAGCCACCCGUAGCGGCUCCAAAGAGUGGGGGAUGGGGUGGUUGGGGUUUCUCUCCUCUGUCCGUUCUCUCGGAUCUUCAAAAGGCUGCUACGGUCGCAGCCGAGGAGAUCUCUCGCAAUGCUUCUGUGGUUGCUGAGCAGGCGGCAAAGAAAAUUGCAGAUAUGCAACUUGCUGAGGAUCCAGAAUCUUCUAAGGAGGAGGAGGAGGAAGAAGCAGAGCAACCUCAAAGUGAUGAUGAGGAAGACAAAUUACGGAAGUCUGCUCUGGAUAAGUUGGAGAAAGCAAGUGAGGAUUCCAUUCUUGGCCAGGGUUUGAAAACUUUGGAUAGCUCUGUGGAGAAUUUUGCUUCAGGGGCAUGGCUAGCAUUUGGAAAUGCACUGAGAGGGGGCACCAAUCUUGUUCAAAAGCUUGAGCAUUCUGCUGUCAACCUCGCAGAAUCUAUUCAGCAAGGUGGUUUACCUGCAGCUGGUUCUGUUGCACCAUCCUUAAUAGAGACGGGAAAAGCUUUUACAACGAAAGGAAUGCAAGUACUUGAAUAUGUGGGAAAGGAAACCAUGGACUUGUUGAUCAGUGAGACUGGGAUAGAAGUUGAAAAGAAUCCUAAAGAAAGUGACCAUUCAACCAAUGAGGAUCAGCUGUAUGAGGAAAUCACAUUUGAUGGAUGCUUCUAUAUAUAUGGAGGUCCACAGCAGUUAGAGGAAUUGGAGGCACUAUCUAACCAUUAUGCCAUGUUAUAUAAUCGAAGAAAAGUGAAAUUACCUCCAGAGCAGAAAUCUAUAUAUGAGGGAAAGCUUAAACAAGUCCAGCAGAUUUUUAGUUUGAGUACUGAAAUGGAUGGAAGUGGUGCAGAAUCAGGAAAAGGAAAGAAAAUAGAGACUGGCACGGAAGGGGGUGAGGAUGAGAUGAAAAGUUUGCAUGAUUCAAGUGUCAGUAAAGCUGCUGAUAUGGCUGCAGGGUUCACAAGUGCAUUAGCAGGACUAGCCAUUAAUGAUAUCAUUCAAAGGACUACUGGAAGGCUAGAAUCUCUUCACACUGAGGGAGUUCAUAGGCUGUCUGAAAUGUGCUGCUUUGCUGCGUCUCAACUCCUGAUGUUGGGUAAAUCAAUCAAAUCUCAUGCCAGCAAAGCUCAAGAAGAAGAUGCUGACAAGGAUAUCGUGAAUGUUGACUGGCCAGAGGAUUCUGUUGAAAAGGCUAAGAUAAUCAGAAUAAAGGCACAAUCAAUGUCAGGAUAUGUGGAAGCCAUCUCUAGCAGCUUUAUCACAGGCAUAUCCGACGUGGCUGAAGCUUAUCAAGCUGCCAUCAAGGGAGCCACCGCCAAUUCACACGAAGUUCUUCCUCAGGCAUCCAUCCAGGAAAAAGCCAAUGCCUUCUCCGAACAUCUCCGUGGUGAUAAGACCGCCGCCAUUAGCAAAAUCGAGGAAGGACUCCAGUACUUGUCUUACGUGGUUCUCUCAACCUCAAUGCCAGCCGCUUGAAAACCCAGAAGAAUGUUUCCCUCAUUUUAGUUUCAUUUGUAAAUAAAUAGUUUCACUUUGGAUUUGGUUAAACCAUUUGGCAUUGAUGAAUGUGUUCCCACGAAAUGGAGGGCACCUCUGUUGCGUACCCUAUUGGAAACUUUGAGCAUAUAGGAGAGGAAAGGAAAUAUUUUUGGUUUCUCUUCUGUGCUUCUAGAAGCCAUGAAAUCAUGGUUAUAGAACCUUCGAAAGUUGGCCAACUAACUCCUGCCUUUGUCUUGUGUCCAAAUUCAAUGUACUAAAUUUCUUUGCUCAAUCAAAUAUCAAAGACCAUUUCAAUUUGGAUUAUAUGAGGUUGUGGGCCUUUUGGCCUUUAUUUGUCAACAACUU